Cinara cedri is the source of this 24946-nucleotide messenger RNA. Lineage: Eukaryota; Metazoa; Arthropoda; Insecta; Hemiptera; Aphididae. The record is from the annotation of a GenBank genome assembly.
AUGUGCGUUCUGGUGUUGUUGAUAUUACUGGUAAUGUUGUAAAUAAUUGAAUUAACAAUUUCACAUUAGGUCAUUUUGAUAAAAACUGAUUAAAAAAAGUAACUAUCAAAUAAAUUGAUAAAAUUGAAGAGCACUAAUGUGUUGACAUGGCUAAUAGGAGGAGGAGGCCAUGGUCUACUAGCCUCACCCCAUGACUACACCAUUGAUUAUACGUAUUAUUAUUUUACAUAUUCUGUAAUUAAUCUGCUUAAUAUAUUUUGUUACAGGUUAACAGACUAGCUUUACCAUCAUUUGAUAUUGCAAAUGAGUUUGCUAAAAAAAUUUGUUGUCGCUACUUAAUGAUUAAAGCAGUUCCGGGUAGGGUAUGUGAUAAUUGGCCACUUUAUCAAAGUAUUUUAAAUACAAUAAAAAAUUCUUCCAAUGACUUUUAUUUUGAGAAAGUUGAAGGUUCUCAUCAUGUUCAUUUGAAUGAUCCAGCGAUAGUAGCCCCACACAUCUUAAAUUUUAUGAAAAAUAUUACUUAAUUGUAAUUAUUAUAAUUAUAGUAUAAAAUAUAUUAUGAAAUAUGAAUGUAAAAUAUCUAUUAUUAUUAUUAUUAAUAAUAAUUAAUAAUUGUUUGUGAAUUUUCUUAGUACUUUUCUAACAUAAUUCAAUUGUGUAUUGUGUACUUAUUUGUUAAUAAAUAUUAGAAAAUUUAGUUUUGAUAAAUAAUGUAAUCCAGCAAUUUCUUAUGAAUAUAUUAUUUUGUGAGUACUUAUAUUUUUUAUUUCAAAGCAUAUAUAUAAUAUAUUAAUACAGGUUAUCAGCAUUAAAAAACUGAAUUCCUUACAAUUUAAGUUUAUAAUAAUUUAAAAAUAAGAUUGAUAGUGUAUAUAUAUUUUGAUAAAACAACUUCUGUAUGACUAAAUUAUUUCCAAUCAAAUGUUUGACCACUAAUAUUAUUUUGAUUGUACAUUAUGUUAAAUAAUUGCUUCCUAAAUCAGAUAAUAACCAGAUAAUGGUAAUAAUUAUCAUAAUUAUUAUCUGAAAACCUUUUGACACCAUAAUUGGGUUCAUAUACUCUAUUCUAGUAAAUUAGUUGCACUCAUGUAGACUAUUAUUUAAUUAAAUAUAUAAAGUUAAAAAUGUAAACAUUAUUAUUGAUUUUAUAAAAUCAAUAAUAUUUAUGGGUUCAUUCGCAUAAAUUAUUAAUAAUUUGUUGAUUUAAAUUCAAAAAAAAAAAAUAUAUAUUCUUAUAUAUAUUUAUCAUAAGUAAUUAAUUAGUAAUAGAAUUUUGAAACUCUUCAUAUUAAAUCUGUGGGUAUUAUAUGGAUUAGUUAUUGACUGACUUAAAAAUUAUGCAUGCAGAGUGAAAUAAAACACUUCACUAUUGAACCAGAGUUUAAUGAUUCUCAAAUCUCAAGUAUGUAUUGACAAUUAUUUAUGUUUGCUACUGAUUUAAUAUGUUAGUAUGUUUAAAACGUUAAUAACAUUAACACAACGUAUGUACAUUGAAAGAACAAUAUAUGAACAUAAUAUUACAUUAAGUGUUGCAGGGAAAAUUAUUUUAAUUGGUAUCUAGUGAAUAAUAUUGUUAUUUUAAUAAAAUAUAUGGAAUACAAGGAAAUGAUAGGUAUUCAAUUAUUGUAGAAUUUAUACAAGGUACACAAAAAUAUUAAUUUAUUGAAAAUAUCUUGAUAUUUAUUGUUUUUUAAAAUUAUUUUUAUAUUUGUAUUGUUAUCCCUUGCUACUUAUUGCUAUCUUUGCCUUUUUGGCUCCAACUUCAAGUUUAAUUUUUGAAUUAGGUAGCACCCAUUGUUGGAUGACUAUGUGCUAUCAAGUUUAUAGAGCAAUUGUUCCAUGAUUAACAUAUAUAAUUAGUUUUUUGUUCAUUAGUUAAAGUGGAUUCAAAGACAUUCUACCUUUUUAUCAAAGUAAGGGAUUAGUUAAUUUUUCUUAAUUUUAUACCAUCAUCAACUCUCUUAUAAGAACCAUUCAACCAUUUUAUAUAUAUGAUGUCAAUGUAAUUUAAUAAUUAAUUUGCUUCAGGAAUAUUUGUUAGAUUUAAAACAAUCAUUUUCUCGUGAAUCUGUUCAAGAAUACCAGACCACUAAUCAUUGAAAGAAAAUUACCAAAUUGGUCAACAUUCAUAUUAUUUGUUUGUUAAUCCAACUACUGAACUUCACAAAGUGUACUCUGGCAAUGAUGGUAAAAGUACUCUCUGGUUACUGAUUUUAAAGCAAAAACAUUUCCAGCUGCUGUAAUUAACUGUUUUUUUUUUUUAAAUUGACAUGUUAAUCGACCUGGGAUCGUUUGAACAAAUUUUAUUCACAUUUUUAAUAACUUUUAUUUCUAGUAUUAUCUAUUGUUUUUAAUUUAAAGAUCUCGUUUUCAUGACUAAACAAAUCUGUUAAAUUUAAAAAUACCAAGGAUUUCACAACAUUUACAAAUGACACAGACUAUGAACUUAACAGAAUAAACCAAAUUAUAGUCUAUAACCCAUGAAAAUUAAUUAAAAAAAGAUAAGUAAAGAAUUUGGGUAAGCACAAUUAAAGAUAAUACUAUAUAAAUUAUAGAAGCUAAGGAAAUUGUUCAAAAGUGUACGUUUAAGGUUGUAAAAUAAAUAAUUAUAUAAGUACAUUAGUAUCUAUUUUGAUCUAUUUGACGUAAUGAUUGAUAUUGAUUAUACGACGGCAAAAUCAGUUCCCGUUCACUUUUAUUUGUCUCACAUUUUUUUUGACUCAUUUUAUGAUAGAUGAUAUUCCAACAAUAUUUCGAAGCCAACUGAAUUGGUAUAAUCUUGUAACGUGGUCGGGGACAAUCUUUUAAUGUGACAUUUUGUUUAUCUUAUCGUUUUAUAAUAACAUUAUUGUGAGUGAACAGGUGAUUCCGUAAUUAAGAUAGAAGUGUACGAAUAUUAUUAUUAAUAUAACUGUUGUCAUGUUUUUUUUUAUUUUUAAAUAUAAUUAAAAAUCGUCAAAGAAUAAUAUGCAUGUAUUAAUUUAUCGAAAAAAAAGUAUAUGAUGAAGAAAAAUGUAUAUUUAUUUAAAAAUGUUGGGUGUACGAAUACUUUUUACUUUUUACCUACCUACAUGAUACAGUUUGUAAUUUUGAACUCAUCAAAAAUUAUAAUUUUGAGUCUAGAAACCGAUUGUUAUAAUGUUAUAUACCUACCUAUUUCUUGACACUCAGUUAAAUUAACUUAUAAAUUAUAUUAUAUAUUUUUUACCUAUGUGAUCAUAUUUUAAUGAAUGUAGGUAAUUUAUUCACAUACUCCAUGAACGAUAAUGCGAUAUCAUGCUAAUAGUUUCAUAGUUCAGACAUAUUCGUAAAAUUAAUUUACAAUAUCUUCACGAUGUGAAAAUUGAGAUUUGUAAUAUUUAAAAUAUAUAUAAAUAUAUACCUACCUUGUUCAAAAUUAAAUAGAUAGGUAAGUUAUAUUUUAUUUAAAACCUUAAAUUUAAUCUUUUAUGUGAUAAAACUAAUUCUAAUAUGCAAAUUAUUCGCCAAAAUUUAACUCUAAAUUUGUUUACAGUCAGCCCAUCGAUUUCAGAAACCAGCCGUGUCUAACGAAUAUAAUAAUACAAUAAAUAAAUAUGAAGUGUAUGAUAAAUCUUGUAAGAUCUAGAUUUAAAACUUGACAUUUUUACAUAAAAUUAACAUAGUAAGAAUAACAUAUAAUUAACUUAUUAUUAAUAGAAUAAUAUAGGUACCCACCCAUAUAUUUAUCUAUAGGUAUCUACUAUGUAGGAGUUUACAGGAUUAUAUAUAGCAUAUAUGGCUAUAUUGCUAAUGUAAAAUGAAAACAUUAUUGUUAAAACAUAUAGGCUUUGUGGUAUUGAUAUAGGUAGUUAAUAUACUUACGAGUAUUAUGACCUCGACAAACCAGCAACAUCACAUUAUUAUACCGCAACACAUACCUAGUGUUUUUGAACUACAGUAGGUACCUAGCUAUUAUGUGUUAACUUCAUAUAUUUAAACUUAUUGUUACAGCAUACACAAUACACUUCAGUUACCAUGAGUGAAUUCAUUGGCUGUUUCACGUUUAUUUUAAUAGUAAUUUCAUCUUUUUUACUAACAAAUUGCAGUUUACAACGAGAAUCCAAAAAUAAACAACCUCAUAUUGUUCUAAUCAUUGCUGAUGAUUUGGUGAGUACCUUAUUAAAAAAUUAAAAUUCCUUUUUAAUACCUGGCUCAUGUUAAAUAAGUUUGAUUUAUUUUACACGUACUGGUCAAAGUUCAGAAUGUCACUAAAUUAUAAAACUGUAUUUUAGGAGUACCAAUAUUUCUAGAGUUCUUGUAGGUAGGUUUCUAAAUCAAUUUAUACAAAUAUUAUCACAUUAAAUUUUUACUUUUAAACUAAAAAAACAAAUCAAAAUAGUUGAUACCUAUCCAAAAACCUAUUAUAUAUUAUGUAAAGUAAUAAUAUAGGUCGGUAAAGUAAUAAUCAUAUUUUAUUAUUUUAUAAUACAAAAACAAUUCUUAAGAAUAAUUUAUGAAUUUGUUUACUGAUUAAGUACUUAUAAUAAUAUAUAGUCGUAAUAAGUUAAAUCUUAAUUUAAAAAUUACAUUAUAUACUUAAAAAUAUAUUAUUGGAGCAGAUUCUAGAAAAUUGUGUCCAAUUUAUAAAAAUUUGAACAGCGAGGUAAAUACAGUUAUUUAAUUAUUAAUAAAUAUUGGAAUUAUAUUCUUUUUUUAUUAUUAUUUAUUUUAAGCCAAUACUUCGAUGUAGUUUGGUUCAGAUUUAAUUGUUCAGGUAUAGGUUAUUUUUUUAGUUUUUUUUGCACAAUUUAUAUGGUAGGUAAUAUGUUAAAUUAAAAUUUAAAAAAAUUAAUUUUACCUUCCUACAUCUAACGAUUUUAGGAGAUGUUUAAAUUUUGAUAUUAUUUUCAAUUAUUUAUUGAUAAGUUUGAACCGAAGUAAUGGUCAUUUUUAGUUUUCUCUUACCUACUUUUUCAUUAGGUAGGAAUAUAUUUUAAGAUUGUUUCGAAAUCAGUCAAACAAAUUUGAAUACCUACUAAGGAACGAAAUAAUACGAGAGCUCAAUAACUUUGUUACCUGUCCUACCUAAAUUAAGCUAAAACUUUAAAAUAGAGUCUUAUUAUUUCUCAAUAGAAAUUAACAACUUAUUCACACAACGGUUAACAUGUACGCUAUUUGUUUCGUGUGCCUAUGUAUGGACCAAAGUUUUUAAACUUGUUGUAAAUUCUCUAUAAUGUGAGAUAUAAAAUGCAUGAAAGUAAUAUCGUCUAUCUAAUAUACAUAUUCCUGUAAUAUAGUGCAUUAAACGUGCAUAAAGUAUACCUGAUUUAAUUACCUAUAUCUAAAUAAUGAAAAAAAUUCCUCUUGACGGUAAUAAUCAUUGCAAUUAACAUUCAUUUGUUUUCAUAUCUAUUCAUUACAUUGAUAUCUAUUUACUCGUGUUCACCUGAAUUAGUAUAACGUCUUACAAUGAAUUACAACGGUCGAUCAGGUGAGGCUGAAGAAAAUCGGCAUUCGCGUUUUUUUUUUUUUUAAAUUUUGGUAUUCUUAAAUAAAAUAGAGUGUAGCUGUAACCCGUGACUUCGUUCGGAAAUUUACAAUGCCUUCUAUUUGAGGUGUAUGAAAGAUGAAUAAGCUAUUGAUGUAGACAAAAUUUGAAUAAUAUAAUAAUCACCUACUUUCAGCAGUCACAAAUUAGGACAAAUAUUUUGAAAUAUUCUAUUAUAAUAAUUUAAAAUUACGUAAUGAUUUUCCCUUGAAAUUAUAUUUUUUCUUCUCUCCCCUUAAGUUAACUAUUUACAUGGUAUUCAGUUUUAUAUCCAUUUACAAAAAAAAAAAAUUAUUAGUUGUUUAACUUUUUGAAAAUGUAAGAAACAAGUAGCUCUAAAAUAUUACAUUUAUAUCAUUUCUUGUCACCUUUAUUUUUGGGUGUGAAACGACUAUCUAUUUUUAAUUUUUAAAUGACAACACAUAUUUAAAACUUGAAAGCUUAAAUAAAUGUUGGUGUUGAAGAUAUUGAUUUUUUUCAAUCUGUUGAUAUAUACCACUAUUAAGUUGUGGUAGGGGGCGAUUAGUAGUACAUCAUUUGUGUGGUAGCACGGCAUGCAGCGUUUUAAUAGAUAGUGCUGAACUAUCUUAAUAAUAACUUGACGGAAAUCAAAAAUGUAUUAUAUAGGUAUACGUAUACCUAUCGAUAUUUAAAUACUAAAAAUACGUCCUAGGAUAAUAGGAACGGGUGCAGCUACUGUUUUAUGUAGAUAAUUUAAUGUAUACCUGUAAGCAACGAUAAACCAUUGCUGACGAAAAAACCAUUCUGAGCGUAGUUAGGUUCGAAAAAGUACCUCCCUAAAUACUUCCCCACAUCGAUUUCCUUCGGAAAAAAAAAUAAAUAUCUUUGUAAAACCAUAAGCUUCUCCGCUCUACUCAGAAUCUAAAAUUCAAAAAAUCAAAAUGAAUAUACAUUUUAGCUAUACAAAUUCUACCACGUCUAGAAAAGUACCUACCAACUAGACACAAUUUUACUUUUUAAACAGAUGCUACACUUCCGAUUAAGAUUUAUGAUAAGUAGAAAAGUUGUUAACAGACACAAAAAAAAACACACACAUCAUAAUGAAACCAAUAUACUUCCAUGUCUUGCUAGGCUCAGAAUUUAGAAUAUUAUAAUAUUACUUAGCAAUAAUAUUAACUAGCAAUAAUCUGUCCAAUUUAUAAAAAGGGAGACAGGUCAAGCUACCAAAAUUACCGAGGAAUAUCGUUGCUAAAUACAAUGUACAAAUCGUUGCUAAAUACAAUGNUACUAAACAGAAUAAAACCUUACAUAAAAGAUAUCAUUGGAGACUACCAAUGUGGUUUUAUGAAUGGUAAAUCCACCAUAGAUCACAUUUUCACUGUUAAGCAACUAGUUGAGAAACAUUACGAAUUCGACAAUGAUCUACAUCUACUAUGUAUUGACUAUAAACAGGCUUAUGAUUCAAUUAAUAGAGAAGUACUAUGGGACACACUUAUAACCUUUGGGAUACCAGCUAAGAUAGUGAAAAUGAUCAAAUUAUGUAUGAAUAAAACUAGAUGUAAAGUUAUAUUCAAUCAACAUAUAUCAGAUGAAUUUGAAGUUAAGACUGGACUUCGACAGGGAGAUGCCCUAUCCCCAAUACUCUUUAAUAUAGCAUUAGAAAUGGUAGUUAGAAAAACUCAAAAAAAAUAUGGUGGUGUAAACUUGGAAGAGAACAGAAGACAAUGCGCAGUACUAGCGUACGCAGAUGAUAUUAUCAUAUUGGAAUCAGACAGUCAAGAAGUCAAAGCAGGAACCAAAGAACUAAUAAUAAACAGCAAAGACAUUGGAUUACAAAUAAACGAAGGAAAAACCAAAUAUAUGGUAAUAUCUAGGCGAGAAAAUCACGAGGAAAAUGUAGAAGUUGAGAAUUAUACAUUUGAAAGAGUGCAAAAUUUUAAAUACCUGGGUGUUACAAUAAAUAGCAAAAAUAAUAAUCACGAUGAAAUUAAAAUAAGACUAACUGCAGCAAAUAAAUGCUAUUACGGAGUAACGAGUAUACUAAAAUCAAAACAGGUAUCACUCAAAUCAAAAAUUAUAAUAUACAAGGUAAUUAUCAGACCAGUCCUUUUAUAUGCGUGUGAAACAUGGCCAACAACUAAAGGAGACGAAGACAAAUUAGCAAUACUCGAAAGAAGAAUAUUUGGGCCAAAAAUAAAUAAUACGACAAUAUGAGAAAAUAAAUAAUAUAGAAAUACAACAAUUAUAUAAAGAGCCAGACAUAGUAGCAGUAUUAAAAAAUAGGAGAAUGGCCGGUCAUGUAUGGAGGUCAAAUGGUCUUAUGAAAGAGGUUUUAAAAUGGAAACCCCAGGGAAAAAGACCACUUGGCAGGCCGAAACAAAGGUGGAGAAGAAUUUAGCAGAGAUUGGAAUACGAGAUGGAGAAACAAUAGCACAGGACAGAGACAGAUGGAAGCAAGUUUGUGUUGCGGUAAUGGGCCUCAAUGGCCUUUAAAAAACCGAUGAAGAAGAAGAUAAUAUUACUUACUCAUAUUAUUGUUAGGCGUAUAGCGCGUGUUACCUGUGUAUAUAUAUCAUAUUGUCUUAAUUGUAUACACCUAUACGUCUAAUCAUUAGAUGUUAAAUUCUAACGGUUGGGCACAGUAUGUGUUGGCUUCUAGUUUUAACAAUAGAACCACAGAAUCAGAAUUAAUAAUGUAUAUACUUAUAGAUUAUAGUACAAUAAAGUCGAUAAUGGAAUUUAAAAAUAUUUCGAGGGUUUGGCUCUCAUCCAUGGGCAUCUCGAUAACCACGUUGUAUAUCACUCCUGCGGCGCGAUUCCUAUACUAAAGCUGAUUUUUUGGACGUAUAUUGUUGUUAUAAUUGUAAAUAAUAAUAAUCAAUGUUAUCAAUAUUUUCCUUAAAACACUCAUCUCGAAAAGACAAAAUUAUUUACUUUUUUCGUGGACAACUUGUGAAACAAGUAGCUCUAAAAUGUUACAGUUUUUAUUUUUUGUGAACCUAAUUUUCGGGCGUGAAACCACUAUUUUGAUUUUCAAAUAGCAAUCUAUAUUCAACAUUCUAUAAUUAUUAGAUGAUGUGUUUCAGUUAAAAAUUUAAGAAAAAUUAGCAUUACUAGACAUUUUUUAACGAGAUAUUCAAUUUUUAAGUUAUAUAAAUUGAUAUUUGAAAAUCGAAAGUGGAUAGUUGUUUUAUCCGAAAAUGUAAGUGUGAUAAAAAAUAAAAUGGUAAUAAAUAUUUUAGAGCUAAUUGUGUAGAUGUAGAUGUGUGUAAAUGUUUUAUAAGUUGUCAAAACAAUUUUUGAAAAAGUAAAUAUUUUCCAACAUAAUGAAUCAAGAAUUAAAUUACUUGUAUAUUUUAUACGAAUUUCUUAAAUAUCCUGUAUUUUAACUAUCACUUAAUACUAAUAUAACAAUAUGUAUAAUUUUAUAUUUAUACUCGUAAUAGGGUUGGAACGAUGUUAGUUUUCACGGAUCUGUUCAAAUACCCACACCAAAUAUUGACGCACUGGCAUACAGUGGUGUGAUAUUGAAUCGGCAUUAUGUUCAACCAACUUGUACACCAUCGAGGGCUGCUUUACUUACUGGAAAAUAUCCAAUUCGUUAUGGUAACGUACCUAUAUAUUACAAUGAUGCUACUUUAAUAUGAUUUCUACCGGCAGUUUUCUUAUUCAUUAUGCAGUUUAUAUUAUAUUUUAAAGCUAUUAAAAAUACGUGAGUUUAGACCCUAAAAUAUUUUUAUUACAAAGUUAUAGGGAUUUAAAUUUUACAGGGAUAUUGCUGUGAAUAUGAUAUGGUCACUCCAAACAUAAUACUGGUAAUUGCAGGAGUAAAGAAAUUUUAGUAGUUAUCUUAAGUGUAAUAAACCUAGCUCUCGCUAUUAUACACAGUAUGUCUGAAAAGUUCUCGAAUUAAUUUAUUUAUGGAAUACAAAUAGCUUUACCUCUCAUACAAGAAAUGCAUUUAGUACAAAGUCUAACAAAUAUGUAAACAAAAUAUCAGCACGUUUAGUUUCUUCAGUCUCGAGUUGUAUUCUGCUGUGUAAGAUGUGUUCAAGAUACAUUGUACGACCUUGCAACACGGAACAAAGAAGCUCUAAACAAUUUUACGUUUGACUUUAAAAAUCGUUUACAGAAAGAAACAUUUUUUAUGAUGUAGCAAGCUUUCGGAGAUGAAGCUACUUCUCGUACUACAACGUAUACAUGGUGGAAGCGAUUUAAAAACGGUCAAGAAUCUUUGGGUGAGGAUGAACGAAGUUGACGGCUAGACUAACAAAUGUUCACGAUAAAAAUGUUUCGAAAGUGCGUUCGCUGAUGCUCGAACAACUUCAUCUUACACUUCGGAUCAUAGCAGAAAAGUUUAACAUCGGUAAGACACAGUACUUACGCACAAUUUUAACAGAAAAAAUAAACCGUUGAAAGAUUAGUUUUCGCUUCGUUCCACAUUUUUUGACCGAUGAACAAAAACAAACUUUCUUGUAAUAGAGACUUCAAAUUCCAAGAACUCGAUUUGGCUUUUGCAGAUUAUUUAUAUUUCCAAAGCUCAAAUUGAAGAUUAAAGGUCACUUUUUUGAUAAUAUUCCGGCGAAACAAAGAGCUUGUAGAGAACUGCAGUUAAAGGCAAUUCCUCAAAAUGAGUUCUUCAACGUGUUUGAACAGCUUUACCGGCGCUGCAACGAGAGUAUAACUAGACCAGUACUUUAUGUAGAGGGUUGGUAUGAAUAAAUUUGUUUAUCUUUAAAUUGGGUAUUUUUUAUUUAAUUUAUUUCGGGAACUUAUCAGGUGUACUGUGUACGCAAGAUUGGGUUUGCAGGGUAUGAAAUAAAUCUUAAUCAAUCAUUAUCAAUAUGUUUAUAUUUAUAAUAGUAUACCGCAGUACCUACGUAGAUAUUUUUUAAUAGCACGGACUAGGUAAACCGCAUAUUCUAAUACUCAUAGGGCUAUAGUAUUUAUUUUAAAUGUACAUAUUUCUAUUAAAUUAUAAUAUUCAUUGUAAUUUUAUAUUAUUAUUAAUUAAUUUUAAUAUUCAUUGUUUAAUAUGCGAUUAUCACUGUGGAGUAGUAUAUUAAGUCCCAUGGACAUCGAAAGGAUUCAUUUUGAAUAUAUGCAAUAUUUGUAAAUAAAACCUUAUAAUGUUUGUAUAAUUAUGUGAUUUGAGUACUUACUAGGGAAUAGGGGUUACCCGAUUGAGCGAUAUUGAAAUAAAAAAUCUAUGGGUAGUUACAAAAAACUAUUUUAUAGAUCUAAGAAUAGAAUAUUAAACAAUUUAAAUAAAAGUACAAAAGAAAUACCACCGUUGUGAGAUUCGAACUUUUGACAUUAAAUUUAGCUUACUUUGUAAUUUAUCCUAACAUAUGCCUUAGUCAAUCUUCCCAAUUUAACACAUGUUGAAAAUGAGACUAGAUAGUUUCUGUCAUCUUCAAGUGUUGAUGCUGAUACAUAGUUGUCGUAUAAGUGUAUUUAGUUGACAGUAAGUAAUUGUAUAGGGUAUGAGGGUUUACCACUCCAAAAAAAAAAUUUUGUCAUGUCUUCUUUGUUUUUCCAUCUAUCACAAACAUAUGACUUCAUAAUUUUUCAAUCGAUUUUUAUUAAAUUGUGUAGAUAGAUCAUAGGUGUCUUGUGUGAACCUCCAUACAUUUUUAUAGUCAACAAAUUAUUUAGAUAUUGUUUCCUAUACUUCGUGACUUAUGUAUAUGUACUCCUAAAUUCGGUAUAUUAGCGAGAUGUACGUAUCUUUUCUCUUAAAUUUCUAACCAUGUAAUUAAAAUACGAAAAAAAAUCCAGAAAUAGUAGCUCUUAUUCAAUGGAAAUUAUUUUGAAAAAAAAAAUCAAAACAUAACAAUAAUCAUUAAUUAGAUGUUUUUUAAAAAAGUAAAAUUUAGAAAUAUCUAUUAGAGGUUUUUGUUGAAUGGUGCAAUGGGUUUUUACAUUUCUGCCUGUCGUAUGUCUGCUAAAAUCACUUAAAUAUAACAAAAUAAAUUAAAUUAUACCUAAUAUGUUUUUAUCGUUUUAUUAGUACUAGCGAAUGUAUAAUUCAAUACUUCUUAUGUUUGUGAAACUUAAUGGCUAAUUAAAGUUACCUGUAAAGUCGAUCUAUCUUUUGUAUACACUUAAGACCUGACUUGAAACCAAUAAUAUACAAAAAAUAUGAAGCGUAAUCUACUAUAAUAUUGAAACAUAAACUUUAUGGAAGUAAAAUAUUUUGUAUUAAUAUAAUAUAAUAUUUACGUUAAUCAUUUUUAGGCCUUCAAGGAACCCCUAUUAUUGCUGGUCAACCUUUAUCACUUUCGUCAAAAGAAAAAAUUCUACCACAAGUAAAUAUGAUAGUUCAAUAUUCUAUAAUAUUAUAUGUUAUAUUAUGUUUUAAUGGAAUAUUAACAAUUUAUAAAUAAUAAAAUGUUAGUAUUUACAAGAUUUGGGAUAUUCAACUCAUUUAGUAGGAAAAUGGCACUUAGGUGCAUAUAAAAAACAGUUUACCCCCACAAAAAGAGGAUUCGAUAGUCAUUUUGGUUACUGGAAUGGAUUUAUAAGUUAUAGAAAUAGUACUCAUUCUACGGUAAAUACCAUUUAAUUAUAUAUUUAGUAUAAAUAACGAGGUAAUGAAUUCGGUUUAAAUAAUUAUAUUUUAGACAUUAAUGAGUGGAAAAGAUGCCAGACGUGGAUUUGAACGGGUAGGAAAUGAGAUGAUCGAUAGAUAUGCAACAGACAUUUUUACAGAAGAAGCUCAUAAAGUUAUAGAAUCGUGUAAACAUCAAGAAAAACCUAUGUUUUUAAUGAUAAGUCAUUUAGCUGUUCAUACUGGAGUCCCUGGACCAAAUCUAUUGGAAGUUUCAAAUAAUACAUAUAAUGAUAUCAGAUUCAAUUAUAUUCAAAAUAAAGAAAGAAGACUUUAUGCAGGUAAGAAUAUAAUAUUUAGAAAUGUAUAACUUUAGUAUUGCUUAUAAUUAUCUGUAAUGUGUCAUAUUUAUUUUUGACCAGUUAACCAAAUCUUAAGUUUAAUUUACUAUUCAUAUUAUAGUCUUCUACAGGUACAUUCAAUAUAAUUUGUAUAAUUUAAAAUAUUUCAAGAUUAAUUAAUUCAUUUAAAACCAAGAGAAUUAUAAAUAAAAUUAUCAUACCUAAAUGUAUAUUAUAUUAUUAAAUAUUUGGAGUAGUUAUAUCUAGCUAAUAGAUUUUAAUUGUUUUAUAUUAACGAUACAAAAUAAGAUCUAGGAUUUGGCGUAGCUGUUUUGGACGUAUGUAAAUUUUUAUUUAUAAUAUUUUAUAUAGGAUCUCUAUCAGUGAUGGAUUUAGGAACAGGCUAAAUAGGCUAUAGCCUAUGGCGGAUUUUUUUUUAGAAUUAAGAGUUAUUAGGUAAAUUUAUUUCUUCUUUUUUUUCUAUAUGUAUAAUUUAAACACAAAUAAAAAUAAUUUUAAAAAGUUAUGUUAAUAUGUACGAUGUACCUGGUAAGAAUAUUAAAACUAUUAUUAAAAUUUAAAAAAUACUCCAUGUGUAAUAUUAGUCUGCACAUAUUAGGAACAUCUGAAUAUGGGUAUUUUCUAAAAAUAUAAUAGUUAUUUGUUAUUUUCGGAAGAUUUCACCACAACACUGCCUACGACCGGCGACCGUGCGUGAUCAUCAUGUUUUAACUAUUGAUAAUAUUAUGUCCAAAAAUAGAAAUAAAAUAAACUUUUAAUUUCUCACAUUUAAAUUAAUUUGAAUGUUGACACUUAACGAGUGACGAUGGGAGUAGCUUGCAGUUUAUUCGUCUGGACUGGAUGGCAGUUUAAAAGGUAAUAAAGUACUUUAAUUACUUACCAACUUAUUCAUUAUCUUAUUUAACCUUCUAGCGGAUACGCUUUUGAAAAUAGUACAACAAUUUUGUACUUGUGGAUCUUUUUGUCUGAUUUUAUUUCUUUCCUUCUUUAGUAGAAAUUUUGAUUUUGAUUUCAUUACAUACUUUAUAUAAGUUUAGUAGUGUAGUAUUGUAGAUAGUCAUUAAAUAUAACACGCAUCGUACCUUAUGUAGGUAUCUAAUUUAUUAUUUUAUGAACAAAUAAACUACUAUAUAGUUCGUAUGGCUAUAGCCUAUAUUAAUAUAGAACAGAAAAGAGUUUAGACCAAGUAUUCUUGGUUUCUUAGUUGUGUGAAGGGGGGGGGGGGCGCCAGAGUGAUUAAGCCAAUGGGCGCCAAAAUGGUAAAUCCGCCACUGAUCACUAGCUGAUUCUGCACGAAGUUGCUCGUGACGAAUUCAAUGGCCGUGGAUUCACCCCCUUUAAAACUCCAUUAAAAGUCAGCACUAAGCUACAUAUAUUUUUAAUAUAGCUUUAAAAUAUAUACCCAAAUAUAUAUUUGGGUUGUUUUGAUCAAAUAUAAAACAGCGGAUACUUGACGUGUUCUACUACGCUAAAAAAAGAAAUACAUUUUGUUUAUUUAUUAACUUUUUUAUCUUAAUGCUAGAGGAUAAACAAUAUUUUGAGUUUUUUCGGUAGAUGUGUAAACAUAAAGAUUAUUCGGGAUUCCAACUCUGGUGCAAGCAACAUAUAAUUGGCCGUACGAAAAACAGGAAUUUUUUAAGUUCAAACCAGCAAAACUUAGCGAUUGGCCUUGAGCCUUGUUGAGGGUUAUAGUGAAAGACAGACCCACUGGAAACUGAAAUCGCUUAAAAUCAAAUGAAAAAUGGGUUGAAAUCAUUACAAUUCGUGGUAUCAGCACAUCUUUUCCUUUACAUUUGCCACUGAUGAUUGUGGCUUCGAUUAAAUUCAGCGAUAAUUUUUUAACAAGUCUUCUUCCGUUGCACAAUUUCGGGGGAUCUAAGUUGCGAACAAGCAUCAACGGUGAAUCAACUUUUAAAGUCAAGAUGUCAGAUGGUUCCAAAGACUUAAGAAACUCUAUUGGAUAGUUGACAGCUUGUUUCUCAUCUAUAACAGUGUCAAUCGAUUUGUACUUAAUUUGAUGAUUUAUUUUGUUGACAUCAUCAUUCUUUGGAGCUAAAAAUGCUCGUUCGCAAAACCAAUCAUAAUUUAAAAAAUUUUCAACAUCAGAAAAUACUUUCUGUACAACAUUUUGAAUUGAUGAAAAUUUAUUUGGCAAAAGUUUAGCGGAAAAGAUAUUUUACGUGUAAUCGGAUCAAAAUGAAGUUUUCCAAAGCUGUUUUGCGUAUUUUUGGAAUAUUCGUGAAAUUUUAUUUUUCGAUUGAAUUUCAGAGAGUAUCUAAUUAAGCAAGAAUAUUUUUCCAGUGCCUCUAGGAAAAUAAUUCCAUCACUUUCGACUGCUACAUGUAAAGCGGUGACAACUUGACUUUACCAUUCGAUAACAUAUGUCGGGUGAUUCCUUUUGAAAUUUCAGAGCGUGGCAGUACAAACAAAGAAUGCUUAUCGGCUUGCUGUAGCAGCUCUGAUUUGAACUUGUUCUAGACAUACUGUACGUUGAUUGGAUGUUUCGGAUCUUUUUCGUUUCGCAUCUGCUGUAUUUCUUCUAAUUUCAGGGUUUAAAUCACACUCUUUUCGGUGGUAUUUUUGUUAACAACACCUCAAAAUCAUCACCAAAUUAUACAAAAGCAAAUAUUUUUUUACUAUUAAUGAGGUUUUUAAUAUUUUCUAACUAACCACAAAUAAUAAUAAAACUUUUAUAACGGUUUUAAGUAACGUUACAUAACAAUUAAACACGUUGUUUGUACGAGUACGAUUAUUGUAUUAUUUUGUAAUUUCGAAUUAAAAAUUUGCUAUAAACUUUUCCCUAAGAAUUGCAGAUUAUAUCGGUGAAAACCGCAUACUAAUCGGUCCAGUAGAUUCUAAGUCUAUAACGGACAUCCAAACAUUUGUUGUGUUUUAAAUAAAUAUAUUUGUACAAGAACAAAUAAAGAAUUACUGAUUUUAUUUAAAAUUUCGCUUCCAUAAAUUUCUAAAUAAUCUACUAUGCACAAAUUAUUUAAUUUCGUUUAAAUUCUUUACAAAAAUUCCAUAUUAUUUGUUUUAUUUUCGUACGUCGGGACGUUGUUUAUUCUGUAAAAAUUAAUUAUUCUCUCCCAUUAUAAAAUAUAAUUCAAUAUUAAAAUAAAUGUGACAUUAAUAAUAUAGAAUCAAGUUUUUAAAUUAAAUUAAAUAAGUAUCUAUUGUUCCAGGUGGGCUAUCUGGUUUUUUUCUAUAUUCUAUACGAACCUGACUUUAUUUUCCACUUUGGCUUCUGUUUACUAAAAUUAUCAGUUACCCAGAUUGUUUGAAUUGCGUGCCAAUUGGAGCAUUAAAGAGCACUAAGAUUAAUAUCACUGACUUUUGUGACUCUCCUAAAAAGUUUUUAUUGGCAUUUAUCACAUAUAAAAAGUUCCUAGCAAACUUGAAGUUGGAUUUAUUUUUGAUCCUUUACAUUUCCUCUAAAAUCUCGGGACAAACUUUGCUGCCACUUAGUGUAUCUGCAGUUUUUCAGUUACAAUUUUUGGCACGAGUUAUGUAAAAUAUCACAUUUCUCUGCAAACCAAUAUCCUAAUAUCACAGCGGAAGAAAAAAAUCCUACCCAAUCCCUCAAAAAACUCUUCUUUUAGGUUCGUUAUAAAAUUGCUAAUACAAUAAAUAAAAAUAUUUUUCAAAGACAUCGGUUACAUCAAAACUAAGAAGAUUAUAGAUAAUUUUUAAAAACAGUUGUUCUCAGAAGUCAUAAAAGCCAGUGAUAUCAAUCCUACCGCUCUUCAAGUUUCCGUUGGCCGGAAAUUCAAACAGUUCUGGUACUUUUUGAUCACUCCUCAUAUCUUAAAGUCUGAUUUUAUUUUAUAAAUCUUGGGAUUACUCAAUUAGCCAAGACAUUGUUAUAGAUUUUUUUUAUUGAUUGUUCAUAAUUAUGUCUAUAUUAUUAACUAUUUUAAAUAAAUAUAUCCGUAUAUCUAAGAUGUAUACCUACGACGGUAAGAAAAAAUUAAUAUAAAAUAUACACUAUGAAGGGUAACAAUAAUAUACUUACCUAUCCUGAACGGAGUAUCCUCAGCAACAAUGUUGAGUUUGAAUACAGGUAUAAUUAUAUUUAUUUAUUAUGUUGAUGAGAAUAGGUAGUAGGAAUGAUAAAAUAAACACUUGAUUUAGUUAAAAAUGAUGAUGUCGAAAUGUUAGAAGCCGAAACAGCACGCACUCGCGGGAAGACGAAAAAGAUGACGAGUCGCCAAGACAGGAUCCGGUGGCCGAAUGAAUCGAGGAGCCUUUUAUGAGAAAGAAAGGGGAAAAGAGUGGAGUGGUUUUGUCCGGUUUUCAUUAUCAUGUAUUAUUAUAUGAGAUAUUUAAUUGUAAUACAUACUAUUUUGUAUUAAUCUAAAUUGACUAAUAAACUGAUAAAAUAAAGUGGUGUUCACUAUAAUAAAAUGUAAUGUAGAUAAUAUUAUAUUAUGAUAUAACUAGUUGAUUAAAAUUAUGAUAUAUACCAUAUUGUAUAUAUCAUUACAAAUAUUAUGAUUAUAUAUUGUUGAAAAAGAGAAACUAUCAACUGAACUCUGCUCAAAAUGGUAUUUUUGUUUGCAAUGGUUAAUCGUUGCCUACAGAUAUACAUUAAAUUCUCGUCUGUAUCUUAUCUUCUAAUUUCCCACCUAAAACAGCGGUCCACCCUAUAAGUAUGGCCGUCUUUUUAAAAUGUAUGUAUAUAAUUAUAAAUUUGGUUAUUUUGUGAGCUCCCCAUAUAAUUGAUAUAAUUUCUAUACAAUCCCUGUUUCUGGUAGAAAACAUAGUUUGCAAUUUAGUUAGUUGUAUUUGGUAACUUCGCAGUGCGUCGUAAAUAUUUGCCAUCUUUCCGAAAAAUUUUUUCAAGAUUUUCCCAAUAUUAUUAUAAAAUCCCCUGGUAAAUCAAAAAUAAUCCACCAAUACACCAACGAUAUAGAAUUUACCUUCAGAAAAUAUGCUAUACUUGAUAUAUCGGAGCAAGAUUUCCGGUGGAAAAGUUGCUUACACACAUAAAAAAAAAAAACAUCUAAGUAAAACCAAUAGAUUAUAGAUCCCUCACUACACUUAGAAUCUAAAAAUAUAUUCAAUAGGAUUAAUCAUUUCUUCAAUCCGAAUUAGACUCAUCCAUUUACGAAUAGCCAGGUUUCGGUUCCUUUUUAUUCUAAUUUUCAUUGACGUGAAUAUACGCAUAUAUAUAUAUAUGUGCAGUAUCAAUAAUUAUCGAUAUAUUACCCAUUUGUCUUUUUGGGGACUAUAAUUAUUUUAAUCAAUUAAAAUAUAUAUUUUAUUUACAUAAAUUAUGUAUUUUAAUUUAUAUAAGUACUCAUCAAAUUUACACUCUUAAAUUUCAUAAUUUAUCUUUAAUUUUGUAGCAUUUUUAGUUCCCAAAUUUUUGUUUCUUUCUUUGUUAGUUUUAAAUUUCUCCUCUACAUUAAUUAAUUUAUUUUUUGAUGGACGAUUUCGUAAAUUUCCUGAAAUUUUAAUCAAUAAUUAUUUUCUUGAUAAUUUAUUAGCAUAAAAUUGAAAAUGUAAUAACAAAUAAAUACAUUUUAUCGAUAUUACCAUAAAUAAUCACGGUCGUCAAGGAAAAUUUUUUAUUUAUCAAUUUCAUAUAUUCAUCUUCAUCUGUCAAUUUUUCAUAAUUAUUAAACAAUAAUAUACUAAAUAAUAAACGGUAUAUAAAAAGUAUAUAUAAUUUAUGCAAUAUUCAGUAUACAUUGGGAGUGAUGAAAAUGUAUAUAUAAAAUAUACAAAGACGUAUUAUUUUAUUAUUAUAUUAUUUUUCUUCGAUUUGGUUGUUAUGGAAAUAAGUAAACAAAAAUUGUAUCCACCUUAAAACAUAAUAUAUAUGUUAGAGAAUGUUUUGAAUGUCGAUCCAGUAAUUCCGGGGAUGACCCCCUUUAUACAAACUAACAAAUUGUAUCUCUUUACAAUAUUAGUAAAUAGUUAUAAUAAACAGACAGACAGUGUCUGUCACACACAACAACGUGAAAAGUUUCUAUUUUUGUAAACAAUUCAACAAAACUAAUUAAUAUAUUAUGUUUAAAUGUGGUAUAAAUUGUGAUUUAUAAUAUUUAUAGUAUUAUCUAUGAUUUAAUGACUAGCUGUUAAUAUAUUCUAAUGUAAAAUUGUCAAAUAUUUUAUAAAAAAAAAAAAAAAUAUAUAUAAAAUGAAUAAUAUAAUUUCAGGAAUGCUGACUUCAUUAGAUGACUCUGUGGGUAGUGUAAUUAAAUCGCUGGAUAAUAAUGGAAUGUUGGAAAAUUCAAUAGUGUUGUUUAUAUCUGAUAAUGGUGCACCAGCUGAUGAUCCUAUAUGGGGCUAUGAAAAUUCAGGGUCUAAUUGGCCAUUAAGAGGAGUAUGCAAAAAAUAACAUUAUAUACGUAAUUGUUAUAAUAAUUAUUUUAUUACUAAUUUGUAAACAUUUUUGUUUUUUUUUUUUUCUGGAUUUUGAUAUUGUUCUCGUAAUCUGUCAAUUUUGGUAACAAUACAUACGAGGAUCGAUCAAUAAGUAGAUAACCGUGUUUGAAUGACAGAUGACAUUGCUAAGAGAAGAUUUCAUAAUUAGACAUUUUAAACAAUAAAAUAUUUGUUUUUAAUCUCUGGACAUCGUGGAGUAUAAAAUUCAUCAUACUAAAUUCCAGACUGAUUCGUAGUUCAGUUUUUCUUUGGCAAUUAUCAGUCAGCACGUGUUUUGCGCGUCUUGAUAAAAUGGGAGAAGAGUAAUAUCGAUCCGUAAUUUGCUUUUUACUUUUGGAUAGAAAACCAUGUGAAGAAAUAAAAAUGAAGUUAAAUGCGAAAUAUUUACCAUCUAUAGGUAUAAGUGUAUAACAGUGACUCGAGAGAUAUUGCUUCAACGAAUUUAAACUUAGUCAUGCAUUUGUUUUUUUAUGAGACUUAGUGGUCCAGUUAACGUGAUUGUUAUCGAAAAAAUCGUUGAAAAGCAGAACAAAAGCGGAGACCGUAGGUAUGCCAUUGGAAUUGGUCAAUGUGUAUUGUGUACACUAUUCUACCCAUUUUGCCCAUAGUUUGUCUCCAUCUAUAUACAUUUUAUUCUAUCUGAUUACUCUAUUAUUAUUUUUCUAUAAUCAACUAUAAAAACGAAUUAUUUAAAUUCAUAAUGUUAACUCAUUUGGUUUGUAUCUUUACGAUGAAAAUACUUUGAAAUUUAAGUAAUUUUAAAUCAACUUAAAGUACAUAGCCACACGGGUAUAACUAAAGUAUACAUAUUUACAUAUUUAAAUUAAUUUUUAAAGGUAAAAAUUUAAGUAAAUAAAUACAAAGCUUUAUUAAUAUAUAUUUUCUACAUAUUUAUAUUUAUUUAUUAUUUAUAAUUUUCAAAAAAGAGUACAAUUUCAUGUACUUAACACUAUUGUUAAGGACAUAGGACAAUGCAUCAAAAAAGAGUACGCCCGGUCACCAUACCUAUAAGGUCUUUCAUUACGAUAGGGAACCAGCAUAUUAUUUAUUCCGAAAUUGUCAAGGCCUAAAUGUAUGAACCAGGGGCGGACUGACUAUGUAUGAGGCGAGUCGGCAAUUUUUUUACUUUAGGCCAUAAAUGACGUUCUCAGAAAUGUGAUAUGAAAUGGGACAGUGUAUAAUACAGGAAUGAGUGGGUUAAAUCAAGGUUACCAAACCCUCAAUAUACGUUUAAAGGGAAUAACUAACUGAAUUAGUAAAUUUAAAUAAUUCAAUCAAAUUUUACAUGAUACUGCUUUAUAUAAUAUGUUUUACUAUGAUUAAAAAUACCAUUUUAAAUUAAUAAAUAUAAACGAAUAAUUGUGUUUUUCUUCCAACUUUAAAAAAUACUGAUUAUCAUAUUUGAUAUUAUCCUACUAAAAGCUUCUUCAUUUCGGUUGAAGUGGCAGCCAAGCGAUCAAUAAUUACGUUGUAUGGUAUUUCCAUAUCACGUUCAAAUGACAUCAACAUAAAUGCUUCCAAUUUGUCAUCAGACAGUGAUGAUCUUAGUCGAGUUUUAAUUUUUUUCAUCAUUGAAAAGUUUCUUUCACAAGUUACUUGCGUGAAGGCUAAAAUAACUACCAACUUAUAAGUCUCUUAUAACUCAUUAUAAUCAGAUACAUGAGUCACUAAUGAUUAUACAAACUCAAAUGCAUGAUUUACACUUUAUCCCAACCACUGCACAUUUUAGUUCUUCGUUUUCUGUAUCUUCGUCACUAAUUAUAUCAUCUCCGAAUGUAUUGCCUUGACUAUUACUUACCAGACAUUCAUCUGAAAUUGCAUUAUAAUUCUUUGCGUAUUCUAUCAGUUGACGUUGCACUACCAAAAACUCAACUCGAGCCAUUUCUGCAAUUUUGACCAUAGAAUUUUCAGGAAACAUGAAUUCAGGCUGUUUAAUUUUAUGAAAGUUUCUGGGAUUCAAAAAUGAAGCAACUUGAAUUAUGCAUUGAUUAUUCAUGUACCUGAAAUUAUACAAUUCAGUUUUCUUCAUAUUUUGUUUUAAGCUAAUGUGUUUAUUUAAAAAAUCAAUAAUUUAUUAAUUAAUAUGAGUUAUGAAAACAUUAUCUAUGCUGCUUUACCUGUCUUAUAAUGUUCCAAAUGCACUGUUGUAGAUUGUUUUAUACACUUCGUUUUCAAAACGUUUUUUUACAUCGUUUGGUCUAUGAUCAGUAGCUAAUUCAUCUGGUAUUUUUUUUGUAUGGCGAUUUCUAUAUUUCUUCAAACUACAUGACCAUGAAGAAUUUUCGGUAGUUACCGUCCAUUUUUUCCAAUAAAAGUUGUAAAUAUAGAUCAAAUAGUGUUGCUUUUACAAAAAAUAAUUCAAAAUUAUUUACUCCUUCUAUUUAUUUUUUUUCUGAGUUAUUUAAUAUUGUAAAAGCUAAUGUGUAGUUUAAUCUUUUUUACUGUAAACAUGACAAGGCUGAAGAACUUAAAGCAAAUAGCGACUGGAAAACAUAUGCUAUGAGUAUCUUUUUAAAUUUUAACAAGUUGUUAGCUACACUUUAGGCUUCUGAAUCACAAUAACGAUUAUAUAUUUCAUACACGCUGUAUAAUCAUUACCCUAUCACAAAAACUAAUCAAAUGAGAGACAACGCAAACUAUAUAUAGACCCAAUCAUGCAAAAUCGUUCUCCAUCCCUUCAUCUUAAUAUUCUCUUGGCGCGCGGGGUACAUAUCCAUGUAAUAUACAAGUAAUAACAAUAAUAUGAUGUAUAAGUAUAAUAAUAUGCUUGGGUUUUGGGAUAAGCACAUAAUAUUCUAAAACUCAUAAAUAUAGACAAAUUUUCAAACUUUUUUGGAAAAAAAAACAAAGCAUAGGGGCUAAACAUGAGCGAGGGGCCAGUCGGCGAUUGCCGACCAGCCGACCGGGCUAGUCCGCCUCUGGUGUGAACUGCUCUACGAACUGCUGCCAUGCCCAAUAUACUCGUCUAAGGUUAUUCCAUGCAAUUUCUUUCUAAUCCCCAACAUGAACAUUGUUCGAAGAAAAUAAUAUUCAGCUAAGACGAAGAGGUUAUCACUGAAACAGAAGCGUAUUUUUAAGAGAUUCACAAAUGUUAUUUUCUUGGAGGGAUUAAAAAAACGGCAGAAAUGUUAAGAAAACCGUAUCGACCUAAAAGAAGGUCAUGUCAACAAAUGUGUAAAAAAAAAAAAAUGUUUGAAAAACUUGCUUCUUCAUUCCUAAUACGGGUUGAUUAACACUCUUAUUAUCUAAAUUUCCAGAAAUAGGUAACAAUUUUUUUUAACUCAUGGUUCAAAUACGUUACUACGCUAUUUUUAGAUACUUCCAUAUGCAAUUUUAUUAUUAUAUUAUACUUAUAAUAUUACCGUUAAUUGUAUAUUAUUAAUAUUUAUUAUAAAUUAUACAUUUUAUUUUAUUUAGGUGAUAAUUAGAAUAAAAAGUAUGCAAAUUAAUAAUAAACAUAAUUAUUCACCAAUACGAAUUAAUUAUUUAAAACAAAUUAUUUAGGAAAAAGGAGCAGUGCUGGAAGGUGGUGUGCGUGGUGUAGCUGCAAUAUGGAGUCCGUGGAUAAAAAAAAAACACAGAAUUUCUGAAAAUUUAUUUCAUAUAACUGAUUGGCUGCCUACUUUGUAUACUGCUGCAGGUAAGUUGUACAGGAGCGUGAUCACGGUAGGAAUGAGGGUGUCAUAACCCCUCUCCCCCUAUGACGUUUGAAGAAGUAGGUACCAAGAAUUGUACUAAAUUUUACCUAAAAAACUAGUUGUAUUCAGAGCCCUUUUAAUAAAAAUGUUGACCAUGCCACUGAAGUCGUAAGUAAUUAUUUUAUUAAGUUUCUUUUAUGGUAAUACCAUGUUCAACUAGGGAUGUCAUUCGUCCCGAUUUAACCAGGAUUCUACUGGUUUUAAACACGCCGUCUCAAUAUUCAUGAAGUCCCGUGUCUUCCAAAAUGUACAUUUUUACAAAACUCAUACAAUUUAUUAUUUUGGAUAUUUACAUAUUACAUUUUAUUUCAGAAAUAAUUUUUAACUAUCGGGUAUUAUGCUAUAUUUAUAAACUUUUUCAAGCAGAUAAUUGGACGUUCACUUUUUCUCUAAUCGUCGUACCGAAUCUAAUCGUAUAUUAUUACUUGUGGCUGUGACACAAAACUAUUACUGCGUUAUUUCAAUUGUUUGUUUUAGUUUGUUAAUUAAGUAGAAAACACAAGUAAUUAGGAUUGACUAAAUAUGUAUACUCCAUAAAAUAAUUUGUUAGUAAGAGAUGGUAUAUCUACUUAGUACCAUAACAAGAAAACAAAUUCAGUCGGGAGGCACUAAUAAUUUGUAUAUUAAUAUUUAGAUUAAUAAAACUCUUUAAAAUAAUUUAAAUAACCAAUAAAUGAUUUAGGAGGACUAAAUUUGAAUGUCCUGAUUUUUAGUCUCUAAUAAAUGGCAGCCCUAAUAAAACUAAUAUACUACUAAUUGUAUGGUGCCAUAAUCAUAAUAAUAACAGAAUAAUACAAUUAAUGACCUAUAUUUUCUAAUAGUGCACUUCUUCUUUAGUAUUAUCACUAGUUUUAAUUUUAUUAUUUCUGAUAAUUGUUCUACAAUUACUGGUUAACACCUAAAUAUAUGUUCAAUAAUUUGAAAUGGUUAUAAAUUAAAUAUGUUUAUUGAGUCAAUUAAUAAAUAUUUUCGAAUUUAUUCACUUUCUAACUAUUGAGUAUUAUAUCAUAAUGGCAUGGAAAAAGCAUAGUUAAAAGAACGCCAUACCGGCAUCAGUUAUACCUACUGUUUCCGACUUACAAACGCACGAUAAAGCAAAUUUGCGUUCAGUUGGGCAAAUUUUGUACUGUUUGUUUUAAUAUUAAAAUGAAUUGACUAACUGGUAUAAUCAUCCGAUCACCGAUAAUCUUAAUACCUUUAAGUUUGGUAAUAGCCAAUAGGUCAAUUUGCUUAAAUAUUAAAAUUAUUUACGGCAUACAAUUAUUCCUACUGACCACAAAUUUCACGUCAAAUGUGUAUAAGACGGAGACAGUAUAUGCGAGUAUGGCAUUCUCUUAAUGUAUUUCAAAAAUAUUAUAACUACCUUGUUAAUUAAAAUAACAAAUUAUAACGGUGGACGCAAUAUAAAAGGGAAUGUAACUUCCGAAUGCUACCAGGCGCGCUUCUAUAGGUUAUUUUGUUUGCAUUCUACAAGCAUACCUUUUCAGAAUACCCUCUUAUAUUCUAUGCUAAAAAUUACAUUUGUUUAAAAUUCAUAUGAGGCGUAUUCCUUGCAUAGGUAUGAACCAAUUCAAAUUACGUUUUUUUUCAAAUUUGUACAAAUUAAAAGUUCUUUUAUGUUUUGUGUAGUACAUUUUAACCGGAUUUUAUUUAAAAAUAAUUCAAAAUUAUUUAUUUUAGGUGGUAAUUUUGAAGACUUGGGCCAAAUCGACGGCAUUGAUCAGUGGAAAAGUUUAACUGAAACUUCAAAACAUAUGAGAUCAAUAAUUUUAAUCAAUAUUGAUGAAAUAAGAGGAGAAGAAGCAUUAAUUUUUAAUCAAUGGAAAGCAGUAAAAAGUAAAUUUCUAGUAUUAUUAACUUAUAUGUAACUUAUAACUUAAAUUAUACUUUAAAUGUAAUAAUAGUGUAAUAGCUCUUGAUUAUUUUAACAGGUAAUCGUACUAGUGAUAUUGCUUAUUAUUUAAAAUACAGUGGUGAUCCUGGAAAUUUAGGGCCAGAUUACAAUAUGCCAAAUGUAGCAGAAAGUCUUGCAGGUUUACAUCUAUCGAGAAUCAAUUGUUUAGUAUCUAAAGAAGAUUGUAUGGAUACAUUGACCACAUAUACGUUAUUUGAGAAUGUCCGUUCUCAGGCUAAAGUUGACACUAAAUGUACUGAACGUAUUUCUGAUUAUAAUCCUAAUAAACACUAUGAAUGUUUUGAUAGUUAUUGUUUGUUCGAUAUACAACAAGAUCCUUGUGAAUAUAGAAACAUAGCCAAAACAAAUCAGCAAGCUCUUAAUAUGACAAUAGACAUGUUGGAACAAUUUAAAAAGGAGAUGAUAAAACAAGUUAAUCCAGAAAUUGAUCCCAAAGCAAAUCCAAGUUAUUUUGAUGGGUAUUGGGAAACUUGGAUGGAACAUAGUGGUUCUAAUUAUCUCAUAGUAAACACAUAUCUUACACUUUUUAUGAGUUUAUUAUAUUUUUUCUGA